CUCAGCGCCACCCUCAGCGCCGCCGUUCGAAUCUGGCGGGCGGGCGAGGGCGGCCGUAACGCGUCGCUCAACAACAUCCCACCGACUGUGGCAUCACGUCCGGCCAAUUAUAAGCUAAGAUGUCAGUUUUCGUUGCUGGCGAGGACUCCGAAACAGUGCCACAGACUAGGUGUCGCAAGAAGUAUGAGACAAAAUAUAGUACUAAAUAUGAAGCUGAAUACAUAUGGGUCAGUCCAUCAUCAAAGGGUGACACAUAUGCCCUCUGUCGCUGGUGCCAGGUGGACAUAUGCAUUAAGUCUGUGGGAGCAAAAUGUUUACGAGACCAUGAGAUAACAGGACGGCAUAAGCAGAAAGCUAGUGAUCAACCCUUACCACCUCCAGCUUCCAGUACACAUUUGAAUAAUGCUGUAUACCCAGUCCUAGAAGUGGAAGGUGGUGUGGAGCAGCAGAGUGGAGAACCUCUCGGUUCCCCAAGGCCUGUGACUCCACAGACACCAAACACUCCCCUCAGCCCACAGGGAGAGGAACUUCCUCAUCACCAGCCUACACUGAUUGAUCUCGGAAAUCAACUUCCUGCUACAACAGCCUCAGUUACUACCGGAAUUCCACCUCCCCGUUCAACUACUGUACAGCCAAAAGUUGUUGAUGAAUCUCUAGUGAUAGAAUAUGAUGAGCCAGACACGUGCGAUACCAGUGAUUCAACGGGAGAAAAGGUUUCAAAUGGAACUACAAUUAAAAGAGAAACAGAUGAGAAAUUUCUAGCAAGCACAGAUGAUCUCACGUGUAAUAUGUGUGGUCGGGAAUACACACAGUGGACGCAGCUUAAGAAACACUUGUUGGAGCAUAUUCUUAUUGCACAGAACUCUGCAGAAAACAAGCACAAGGGUAGUGGGAAGAGUCGUGCCAGACCAGCCAGCGGGAGGAAUGCAAAAGCAAACAAAGGAGGAAGCCAGCAGGGAACAGGGAAUCAUAAGCAGGAAAGUGCAGCUGAAGAAACUACAGUCAAAAGACGUGGGCGACCUCCAGGCAGCAGGAACAAAGGCCGUGCCUCAGGAACAAACACAGGAGCAAGCCAACAGACUCAGAGGAGAGCUUCACGACAGCGCUCAAACCCUAAGAGCAAUGCAGCACAAGAAGCAGCUGUUGAUGACCCACUUUUUAUUGACUCUGAAGCCUGUGAUGCAGAGGGCAGUGGUACAAAUACAACACAGAAUGAGAAUGAUGGGGAAAAUUAUGAGGAAGAUGAUGAAGAUGGAAGCGAGGAGGAAUGUGGUGAGAAUGCAGGUGGUGAGGAAGAUGGAGAAGGAUCUGGGAAGCGGAGGCCUGGCCCACUGCAGUGCCGUGUGUGUCGUGUCAUAUUUUUUAACAGAGGUGAACUAAGGGAGCACCAGCGUUCAGAGCACAACAAUGGGAGGCCAUACCAGUGCACCCAAUGCCAAAAAUUCUUCACAACAAAAAACCACAUGGAAGUCCAUAUGCGACACAAACACACAACUGGUCCUAAUCCAUGCCAGUGUGUGAUGUGUGGGAAGGUCUUGUCUUCACGCACCAACUUACGGAUACACAUGAGAAUUCACAAAGGAGAGAGGCCAUUUGAGUGCCCUAUGUGUCACAAGGCUUUUAGUCGGAAAGCCAACAUGGAAAUGCACGUCGUCUACCAUACAGGAGAGAGAAGAUUUACAUGUGAGAUCUGUGGCCAGUCCUUCUUUGCAAUCAAUGCUCUCAAGAGACAUACAAAACUUCAUACAGGAGAGAGGGAUUAUGCCUGUGAUAUAUGUGGAGCUACAUAUGUAACAGGCACUGAUCUUCGGAGGCACAGACUGAAACAUGAUGAAGUGAAGCCAUACCCUUGUCAGCUGUGUGACAAACAGUUCACUCGUUCUCAUGAUCUCAAGGUUCAUUUACGAUACCAUAACAAGGAACUACGUUACACAUGUGAUGUUUGUAACAAGCAGUUUGUUGAAUCUGGAAACUACAAGCGUCAUAUGAGACGACACACGGGGGAGAGACCUUACAGUUGUGGCAUUUGCCUUCUUACUUUUUCACAGGUACAUCACUUGAAAACCCACAUGAGAACCAACCACAGUGAGGAGGCAGGUGCAGGAGAGGAGACAGGUCAAGGGGCAAAUGGAGGCCGUGGAAGACCACCACCUCACCGCAAUCCCCGUUUGCCAUCCAGGCGUACCCCCAAGCCCCCACAGAUGCAUCAAGCACCUGUAGGUCCCUCUCACACCCACCAGCACUCCCACAACCACCCUCACCUGGCACCACACUCCCAUGGAGUUACGCCAAGUGGGAGUGGUGUCGCUCUUCAUGCGGGUCAGACAGUUUCCCCUCCAGUUGCUCACUCAGGUACAGUCGCAAGCACUGUGGCACCCACACACACCACUCAGAUCCCAACCUCAGGAGGCGUCAAUCACCCAGCAGCCAUGACUGGUUUCCUUCACCAAUACAACUCCCAUCUUUACAACCACAGUGUUAUGCCUCACUACCCUCCCCUGUUUGAUAUGUGUCCUCAGCAAAACUGUGUUAAUCAUCUUCCAACUCACUGAUUACUGUGUUGCACGUGAGUGUCUUUAUUCAUUUUCAUACCAUUUUUUUCAAAACUUCGGAAAAAUUGUUGAGAUUUGCAGCAAGAUCUUUUCACGAUUUGUUUAAAUCUUUAGUAAUAAUAUAGUUCUCAUAAAGUGGCAUUAUUUUGUGUGUGUGUGUGUGUGUGUGUGUGUGUGUGUGUGUGUGUGUGUGUGUGUGUGUGUGUGUGUGUGUGUGUGUGUGUGUGUGUGUGUGUGUGUUUUUAUCUGUCUCAGAUAACGUAUCAUUCAAUUCCAAGACAUAUCAUAUACUAUGUUUGAAAAAUAAUUCAGGUAUACACUAUUUUAAAAAGAAAAGAAAUUGUAAUAUGUUGCUUAAGUGUACUUUUAUUUAUUCUUUGUUUCUAAGGAUUGGUUAACCAGAUUCCUCUGUUGAUAAUAUAAUGCUACUGUAGAGAUGUGGUCAGUUAGACAACAAUGAGAAUGGAUAGCUUUACAGUGCAGAAGUAACUGAUGUACUUCAGUUAAAUUUUCAUCUGAAUUACAUGUAAUUCAGAAGAUGAUUUACUCAAAAUGCAUCAAGUUACAUCUCGUGUGUUACAAAGUUAUUCAUUCUCAUUUAUACCUUGUUCCAUAUGCAUCACAGUGAACCCUAUUAAACCAUAGAUAGCUAUACUGAAAAUCAUGGUGCCAUCUUAUAUUUUGGACAUGAUCCUUGUGAAAUUUAACUUUGUUUUUUGAGUAGGAUAAAUCAUAAAUAAAACACAUAGAGGACAUUCUCCCCUCUGACAGAAAUUUGUGAAAAUAUGGAUGGUGACUAAGUGCCUUUUGAUUUUUUGUAACUAGAUAUGAUCGUUAUCAAGAAAAUAUGCAUUGUCAAGUAAUGUGUAUUUUAUCAUGUAGCAUGGCUGAAAACAUUUUGAUUUUAGAAAUCACCAAAAAAAUCUAUUUAAGUUUAGUUAUUAGCAAAGAAAUAUAUAUUUCUUUUUCUUAUAAAAUUGGAAAACAGAAAUGUCAGCCCAGUAUAAACAGUUUUUUUACUCUCUGCAAUCAGCUUGUGUAUAAGUACAGUCUGUGUUCAUAUUGUGUUCAUUCAUAUCAAGUAUGCAAGGAGGAGAAAUUAGUGCAUCAAGAUUGUAUAUGUGGUUCUUCCAGCCAAUGAAUGAGAGUUACAGAAACUACCCAGUGAGAUAUGUAUACGAACGUACUAACUUUGUCCAUAUUCUGUAACAUAAUAUAAAUGUUUGUUUGCUGUUAAUGAAAUUGAUAUUUGAUUAUUGCUACUCAUUGAAAGUUACAGCCUGCUAUCUAUACUUUUUUCUAAAUUUGCCAUUUAUUCAUGCAUAUGUGAUUUUUUUUAUCUCUCUCUUUCUAUAUUGUUUUCUUUCUCUAGAAUAUUUUGUUUGAUAUUUAAAAUGAUAUGGAGUGUAAUAUAUCAGUUUCAAGAGUAAAGAAAUGAGUUAUGCCUCUAGAUUUGGGUUAUUUUUAUAAAAUUAGAGUAACUGAAAUAAUGUGGCAAGAGAGAGGGAGCUAAGUACUUACCAGUGAUAAUGCUGUGCCAAAUUACAAUAUUUGUAUAUUAUGCAAAAAAGGAAAGAAAAAAGACAAAAAUUUCAUAGACCAUAUUUUUUGUGUGUUUUUAGUUAUGACUGAUAUCAUUUCUGAUCAUAAACUACAUAAAAAUAUA
Penaeus monodon (black tiger shrimp) is the source of this 4218-nucleotide messenger RNA. Its product is annotated as GDNF-inducible zinc finger protein 1-like. Gene Ontology annotation, molecular function: DNA-binding transcription factor activity, RNA polymerase II-specific; RNA polymerase II cis-regulatory region sequence-specific DNA binding. Gene Ontology annotation, biological process: regulation of transcription by RNA polymerase II. Lineage: Eukaryota; Metazoa; Arthropoda; Malacostraca; Decapoda; Penaeidae. The record is from RefSeq and is a predicted model, not a curated record. The transcript has 13 exons. Bases 120 to 2552 code for a protein of 810 amino acids. Gene Ontology annotation, cellular component: nucleus.